AUGGCUGCCCCCAGGCCCUCACGGCCAAAGCCCCUAGACUGGUCCGGCCCAUCGCAUCUUGCUCUCUUUAUUCGCAACCUGAAGCUUCUCCAUUUGGAUCAGCGUGAUGACUGGCCCGGUAUCACCAUUCGCUCGUUGUCAUCGUCGUCGCAGAACCAGCGCCAACGAAUUCGCCUGAUCGAGUGGUCUUUAUACUAUCUGUUUACGAUCUGGGAUCCUGAAGGUGCUCAAAAUAAACUCCGCCCUUUUUUUCCACCCUUAGAGCCCCUGCAAUCCGUCAACCUUCGUGCAGCUCUAUUCCGAGCUCUGAGCGAGUUAAAGAAAAAUGGCGACCUCGGACGGGAGACGAUCCUUCGCAAAACAAUGCUGGAUGACUGCAAGGGCGAGAAAUUUGACGAACUGCUUGCCGUCUUCUCCACGGCUGUCCUGCGGAAGCUAGUAGCAGCAUCAGCAUCGGAGAUGCUCUGGAAUCCCGCCAUGACAAUAUCUACCGCGUCUUUGAUUUCUCCGACAGAUUAUCAGAACAUCCUACCAUUGAUCCUUGCUCACCAAGUCUCCCUCGAUGCGACGGGAGUUCGCCGUUCACGGGUACAGGAGACCUAUGAGCAGUUCUCGAAGCUGCUUGAUGAUAAGAAAGUCGAGCUUACAGAGCGGGCUAACAAUGUUUCCACGUACAAUCAAGAUCGGUCACGUAUGGAUUCAGAUGGACUGGUGCAUGAGCUUCGAACAAACUGGAUGGGCAGUGAGGAAUGGGCUACCGCUCUUCUGAAUGGCGGAUCCCAAAGCAGCACCGACGCCUUCCUAGAACUCCCCUUCUCCAAGGCAUGGAAACAGGCUACAGAAUCAACGGUAGAUCAUCUCAGCAGUGGAGUCAAAUCAGACCUUGUGGUGGAUCUGGAAGCUCGAGUUCUGCGGCUACGAGGUCGAGUGCGCAGAUGGCAUGAAUUCAGCGACUCUCUGCGCAAAGAACGUGACGGGAGCGAAGAUGCGACAGGCUCCGCUCUUCAAGAGUCUCGUCUAGUAUUUCGAGAUCAUCAGUCAUUGACCAUGGCAAGUAUAUCCAAGGCGGUUCGAGAAUCAGCAGACCGCGGUAGAACCCUGAAAGAAGCCGAUCGUUCUUUCAUGUCGAGUGUGAACGAGGCCAUCACACGGGUGAACGGCAAGCCUCAUGUUGAGAUGGCUCAGCCGUCGUCAGUGAGCUGUUCAGAGGUGGAUUCUCCACCAGCCUCGGUGAUGAACCACGCUCAGCCGACAGGACUAUCAGCAUUGGAAGAUACACAAGCUUCCAAUCCUUCAACCCGCAAUUCUCCGGAAAUACCAAACCCAGACCCAAUCCAAUCCUCGCCUCCAAUAGUCCGCCUUUCCCCAGACUACGACCACCACUCUGAAUCCGACUCCGAUGAACGACGAGACCCAGAACCUCCUAAAGCCCCAACCUCAAGCUACACCCUCGUCGAACGAACCCGCAAAUCCAUGUCCCUAAUCCCACCCCUACCCACCCACGAAUCCCACCCUCCCAAACGCCGCGGUCCACGCCCCUCAUUCCCAGUCAAUCAAUUCCAAACCCCUCGCAAAUCCUCACGUCCGAAAAUCACCCGCUCUUCCACGCCACAGGAUAAACUCUUCGAAGAAGAAGCCGAUUAUGCAAGCGUGUUUAAAUCCCGGCCUCGCGUUGCCCUUAGUCCGAUUUCUUCGCCGGCUGUACAUGUUAGUCCAUCGAUGGAUGAGGAUGAUGGGUUUGAGUUGGAGUAUGAGGAGGCGGAUUUGAGGGAUUUGGAUUCGCCUUUGGUUACUUCGAGGUUUCGGGGAUAA
Molecule: messenger RNA, 1812 nt
Organism: Penicillium daleae
Lineage: Eukaryota; Fungi; Ascomycota; Eurotiomycetes; Eurotiales; Aspergillaceae
Exons: 2
Coding region: 1-1812 (603 amino acids)
Biological process (GO): spindle assembly
Cellular component (GO): mitotic spindle microtubule; HAUS complex
Molecular function (GO): microtubule binding
Source: RefSeq, a predicted model, not a curated record